Messenger RNA from Erythranthe guttata (spotted monkey flower), 3607 nucleotides. NCBI's taxonomy places the organism in Eukaryota, Viridiplantae, Streptophyta, Magnoliopsida, Lamiales, Phrymaceae. The record is from RefSeq and is a predicted model, not a curated record.
UAAGGCAACAUAAAAAAGAAAAACCAAACCCCAAAAGUGGUACUUAAAUACCGAAAAUACCCCUGACAUGACAUGAAAUCACAGGCCCACAGUGCGCCCGCGGAGAGUACUACACUACUGCUGCUGCUAACGCAAUUUUCCUCAUCAGCUAGGUCAAAGAUUCUCUCCCGCAACACCGUUUCAGAGUUGCUGCUGCGCGCUUCUGUGGCCCGGCCCGUUUCGAUUUCCCGUCGAGGAAAAAAAGAGAAUCUUGAUUUGUAUCGGUUUCGAAGAUCACUGUGUUGUUGUACGGAAUGGCGUCCAAAUUCGGGUUAGCCGGUGGCAUCCCGGAGCGGCGGGUCCGACCCAUUUGGGACGCCGUCGACUCUCGCCAGUUCAAGAACGCUCUCAAGCUCUGCACCGCACUCUUAUCCAAAUACCCGAAUUCUCCUUACGCCCUCGCGCUGAAGGCUUUGACAUUGGAAAGGAUGGGUAGGAAUGAGGAGGCGCUAUCUGUUUGUUUAAAUGCCAAGGAGAUUUUGUGCACUAGUGACCCCAAUGUCUUCGUCGACGAUCUCACCCUCAGCACUUUGCAGAUUGUUUUCCAGCGACUGGAUCACUUGGGGAUGGCCACGAGUUGUUACGAGCACUCUUGUGCAAAAUAUCCCAACAAUUUGGAAUUAAUGAUUGGCCUUUUCAAUUGUUACGUGCGAGAGUACUCAUUUGUGAAGCAGCAACAGAUAGCUAUUAAAAUGUACAAGACUGCUGGUGAAGAAAGGUUCUUGCUCUGGGCAGUUUGCAGCAUCCAGUUGCAGGUUUGUUGUGGCAAUGGGGGGGAUAAGCUUUUCCAGUUGGCAGAAGGUUUGCUCAAGAAACAUAUAACUUCUCACGGUUUGCAUGAGCCAGAAGCGCUUAGUGUUUAUAUAUCUCUAUUGGAGCAACAAGGCAAGUAUGGUGAUGCAUUGGAGAUUCUUUCUGGAAGUUUAGGAUCUCUUAUGUUGAUUGAAGUGGACAAACUACGGCUACAGGGAAGGCUUCUUGCUAGGGCAGGAGACUAUGCUGCUGCAGCUGACAUAUUUCAGAAAGUUUUAGAAUUAUGUCCCGACGACUGGGAAAGUUUACUGCAAUACCUUGGCUGUCUGCUGGAGGAUGAUAGUAUCUUGAUCAAAGAGACUGAUCCCGUCCACACACUAAAAUCUAUUCAGUCCAAGAAUUUGCAUAUAUCAGAUGAACUUUUUGAUUCACGUAUGUCAAGUGCAGUGAGAUUUGUACAGAAAUUAAUGGAGACCAAUAGUAAUUCUGAAAGAUGUCCAUACUUGGCACAUCUUGAAAUUGACAGACGAAAGCUUCUGUUUGGGAAAGGUGAUGCUGACAAAGUGGUUGAGGAUCUCAUUCAAUAUUUUAUCAGGUUUGGUCACUUGUCUUGUUUCACUUCAGACGUCGAAAUGGUUCUUGAAGUUCUUGAUACUAAUAAGAAGAGCGAGUUUUUGAAGAAACUAGUGAAGGAAAAUGAAGCUAGUAGCACGGAUGUGCCAACUAAAGAACUUGGGAAGUCCAUAACUGUAUUCAAAGUCCAGAACUUAAUUGGUGAUGUUUUCGCUCUACCGGUGGCUGGUAUGCAUUCAGUCAUUUCAUUUUAUGACUUGAUCUGGUUCACACUUCUGUUAAUAUUAAUUGUAUGUGCUCACCUUAGUUCACGAAGAAUUAUGUUGUUUCAAUCAAUAAUAUUUUUGACUUUGUGGCAGCUUUUCUGGCGUACAAGGGAUCUUGGCUAUUUGUUGGAGUCGAUUAUGAUUCUGGAAUUUGGUUUGACUAUCCGAAGAUAUGUGUGGCAAUAUAAGAUUUUGUUGGUGCAUCUUUAUACUUACUGGAAUUCCCUUCCAUUAGCUUAUGAACGUUAUAAAUCCUUGGAUGUGAAGAAUAUCUUGCUGGAGACAGUAUCUCACCACAUUUUACCACAAAUGUUAGUAUCUCCUCUGUGGGCAGAUUUAAAUGAUCUAUUGAAGGAUUAUUUAAAAUUUAUGGAUGAUCACUUUCGGGAAUCAGCAGAUCUUACAUUCCUUGCGUAUCGACAUAGGAACUACUCAAAAGUUAUUGAAUUUGUGCAAUUCAAGGAAAGAUUGCAGUGUUCUGGUCAGUAUAUAAUGGCAAAGAUUGAAUCACCCAUUUUACAACUAAAACAGAACUCAAAUAAUAUUACCGAAGAGGAGAGCAUCCUGGAAAAUUUGAGAUGUGGAACUCACUUCAUGGAGCUAUCAAAUGAGAUCAGAAGCAAAUCAUUGACCUUUAAUGAGGACCUGAAAUUGCGACCUUGGUGGACGCCAACUUCUGAUAAAAAUUAUCUCUUGGGACCCUUUGAAGGAGUGUCAUAUUGUCCUAGAGAAAACAUGCAUAAUCAGAUGAAGCAAACAGAAUCAAAUGUUCUGAAAACCGUUGAGAAAAGAUCUCUUCUACCAAGGAUGAUCUAUUUGUCAAUGUAUUCUGCUUCAACCUCGGUGAAGGGAAGUAUUGAAGCCAAUGGGUCGGUAGUUGAUCCGAAAUUCUCAUCGGAGCUAAAAAUGUUACUUGAGCGCUAUGCUAAGUUCCUGGAAUUUCCCUUCCAAGAUGCGAUAGAACUUGUCCUUGGGGUUUCAAGUGGCCAGAAGCCCUUUGAGGUACCAAAUUCGGAUAUCAUUGACUGGAUGAACUUUGCCGUGUUUUUGAAUGCUUGGAAUCUAUCUUCUCACGAGAUUAGUUUUCCCGAUGGAAAAGAUUCUCCCUCUACUACAUGGAAUCUUGUAAAUACUCUGCUGAGAAAGUAUGUCUUCGACAAGAUCGAAUCUGCGGGGCCCAUCAUUUCUUCUCCAGGUGGCGAUCUUCCAUUGCUGGUGCAGCUGGUAACAGAACCCUUAGCUUGGCAUGCCCUAAUCAUCAACUCUUGCAUCCGCUCGUUACACCCUUCUGGGAAGAAGAAGAAGAAAGGUGGGCCCGUGGACCAAUCAAAUUCCCAGCUGUCAAACGAGCUACUAAAUUCAAUACAGUCUCUUUGUGAUACAAUUGAGGUGGUCUCGAAAUGGUUAAAGGAACAGCUUAAAAAACCCAGCGAUGAAAAAUUUGAAUACAUAUUUUCCGCGGUUGAGAAAAACGGGCCGGGCAAAGUGUUCAAGACUUUGGAGACUUGUGUCGAACAGAUGAAGGGCGUCGAACUUGGUGAUAGAAUUCUCGAGUCGCUACAGUCGUGGGCUCCUGCUGAUGUUGUGAGGAAUAUUAGCGCGGGGCAAGACGGUUUGCUAUCCGAGUUUCUCAAAAUUUGUGAACUCAAAAUUAAAUCUUUGCAGGCGCUUAGACUUCAACUGUAGGUCAAGUGAGUUGAAGAGUCGGUUUCAAGUGAGAACUUAAUUAUUUUUUCCUGUUAUGAUGCACAAUUUUGUUAGUUCCGUGUUUUUUUUUUCCUUUUCUUUUCCAUUUAGGUUUAUUUCGAUUCAUCGGAAGAUGCAUGGGAAAUUGGAGUGUUUUGAGAGAGUUUUUUUCCGGUGUACCAUUGAUUUUCUCUAUUUAUAUGUUGUAUAUUAGAAUAAAAAAAUGUUCUUUGAUUAACAAUUCUGAAAUGUGUUUUGCAUAUUUUUCACCUAAAAGUUUAUAGCUUCCA